This is a messenger RNA of Bactrocera tryoni, 1384 nucleotides long. It is a transcript of the gene mRpL38, whose product is annotated as 39S ribosomal protein L38, mitochondrial. NCBI's taxonomy places the organism in Eukaryota, Metazoa, Arthropoda, Insecta, Diptera, Tephritidae. Gene Ontology annotation, cellular component: mitochondrial large ribosomal subunit. The record is from RefSeq and is a predicted model, not a curated record. The transcript has 7 exons. Bases 63 to 1310 code for a protein of 415 amino acids.
GCUGUUUAUAGUCCGUUAUUGGAAAAUCUUAGGUUGUGUUAUUCUUUUCCCGGAUUGAAAAAAUGGCAUUAACUAAUUUGUUAGUGAAAAGCAGCUUAACUACAGUUAUACGAAACAACAAUGUGCUGUUAAUUUCAGCAAGAUUAGGACAUACCAUACGCGGCAAACGGCCAGGUGUUGCAAAAUCAUUAGAACAACGUUUGCAGGAAGAAAAUGUCAAAGAUCCAGAAUUAACAGCACGUGUAAACAUUGGUUUCCCACAUUUAAAAUCAUCGCGUUCGGAGCAGUUGAAGCAGCGACUAGCGCACUUGAAAGCCCAACGAUCUAGUGAAGAAGUGGAAAAAUUAGCUCGAGCUAAUAAAUUAUUAAUUGAUUUGGAUGAAGUGGACCGGGAGUAUCGAGCCACCACCGGUCAAUAUGAUAUGCGUGUAAUUGCUGACCAUUAUGGCAUUUUUGAUGAUCUAUUUGGUUUAGCAUAUUUUGUACCUCGAGUGGCACUGAAUAUUCAGUAUCCACUUGACGGCGGUAAUUUAAGCUGUGUUUUUAAUGGAAACGUCAUAAAACCUGCGGAAGCGGCAAAUGCACCAGAGGUCAGUUUUGAUGGCACGAUCGAUCCUAUAACUGGGAAGAAAUCUACAAAAGAUAGUUUUUGGACGCUAGUAGCUACGAAUCCUGAUGCGCAUUUUACGGAUAGUUCUUCUGAAUAUGUGCAUUGGUUUAUCUCAAAUAUUCCCAACGGUGAUGUUAAGAAGGGCGAAGUGUUGGUCGAAUAUUUACCACCUUUUCCACCAAAAGGUGUUGGCUAUCAACGCAUGGUCUUUGUUUUAUACAAACAAAAUGGCAAAAUGGAUUUCAGUCAAUAUAAGCUCUCACAGAAUGAGACGAAUAAUCUAGAGAAGCGUACAUUCAAAACACUGGAUUUCUAUCGCGAUCAACAGGAUCAUAUAACCCCAGCGGGGCUUGCAUUUUUCCAAAGCGAUUGGGAUAGUUCAAUUACGAACUUCUAUCACAAUGUGUUAAAUAUUAAGGAACCAGUUUUCGAAUAUGACUUCCCCAAACCAUAUAUAGCUGAUCAGAAAUUCUUCCCGCUGAAGCAGGCGUUCAAUUUGUAUUUGGAUCGUUAUCGUGAUCCUAAAGAGAUCAAUCAAGAAUUCCUGGAACGCAAAUUGGCUACGACGCAUCCAUUUGAAGGUCCUGAAGAGCCUCUGCGCUUCCCAAAUGCGCAUCCAAUACGUGGUGUGCCGUCCUGGCUCAAGACAGAAAUACGAAAGCGACGACUCGGAAUUGGGCGCAUUAACGACUAUAAUUAAGUGUAUAAAAUAAAUUGUAAAAAGAAAAUACAUAAUUCAUGUGUAAACAAUUACGAAAAAUAUAGUAAAAAUUU